CCAAAUAUGUAUUUAUAUUCACCGACCGACUAAAAAGUUGCACGCAGCAGACGUGACGAAUCUGCGAUCGGUAGGGAAAACAAUUUCUGAAGUCAAACCGUCAGCCUGUCAACUGGUGUAAACAUUAACCAUGUGGCUAUGUGCGAUAUAGCAACACUUGCAGUGUUUUAAAUAGUCGGUGACGUUUCUGCGUGCUUUGCUGACCAAAUGCUGGUCUGAUCUUCCAUUUUUUCCUCUUGUAAAUUAGAUGUGUCGCGCAGUUUAACCAGCAGAGUGCAGUGGAUACCAUUUAUGUGUCAUGCGCGCUCCUCUGCGGUGGGUGCUGUGGGAUGUAAAAGACACUCUGCUGAAGGUGCGUUCCUCCGUAGGAGAACAAUAUUGUGAUGAGGCUAAACGAAUGGGCCUCAGCCUCAACCCUGCGGAGGUCGCCGCUGCUUUCCGUCAGGCGUAUCGACAUCACUCCAGCACAUUCCCAAACUACGGCAUCACUCAGGGACUGGAUGGACAGUCUUGGUGGAAAGCAGUGGUGAAAGCCACCUUCUCCCUGUGCAAGGUGCGAGACCCGGCCAUACUGAAUACGAUGGCCCACAAUCUCUACCAGAACUUCAGCAAAGCAGAGAACUGGGAGGUAUUUUCAGACUCAAAGGCGGCUUUGGAGAACUGCUCCUCGCUGGGACUGCAGCUGGGAGUGGUUUCCAACUUUGACAACCGCCUUGAAGCCAUCCUACACAGCUGUGGGCUGCUGUCUCACUUCAGCUUCCUGGUGACGUCGGAAGGAGCAGGUGUAGAGAAGCCCGAGGCGGCCAUUUUUAACCAGGCCCUGCGGAAGUGCGGCGUGCCGGCUGCCAGCGUAGCGCACGUCGGGGACCACUACGUGAACGAUUACCUCACGUCACGCUCAGUCGGUAUCCAUGGCUUCCUUUUGGACCGAAAAAGCCCCUUUGAGCGACGUGAUGUCCCUAAAGAGCAUCGGCUGUCAUCACUGGAUGAGCUGCCUGUGCUACUUAAACAGCACAUGGACACUAGCAACAUUUCGUAGGAGAACAACCUAUUGGCAUGCAGGACGGUCUCCCACACGAAGCUGUAUCAACAACAACAACCCCACUGUGAUCACCCCCACCUGAGACAUCAAUGAGGAGGCGCCACACCUCAAGUUUGGAACUGCAGAAGCCUUUUUGCACUUAGAGGUAAAACCUUGUCAACAAACAAGGAGAACCCGGUUGCCUCGACUUCACCCUUUGCAGAUUACCAUAACCUGGAUGUACACAGUCGAAUAUGUGUCUUUUUGCUUUUUCUAUGGCUUGCUGUGUUGUAUGCCAGUGAAGAUAACCAUAGAACAUUUCCGUCUGCUCAGCGCAGUGCAGUUACAACAAGACAACUUCAAUAAUAAAAAAACGAAAUGUACACCGCAAAUUGAAAUGCCUCUUCGUCUUCUCAUAGUGAGUACAAACUUUUUUAUAAGUUUUACUACACACUUUUUACACUUGGAAGACAGUAGAGAAUGUUUCACUCGCCCUGGGCACUUCUAAGUGUCUGUCACAUGUCAACAAAAGUAAGGGCAAAUAGAGGUCACCUUUCUUUACACAUGUAUGAAAAGGUUUUAUGGUGAUGACCGUUUGACACUGGGUCAGAUUUUUAUUUUCGUCAAUGGUGGAAAUAAAUGUUAAAUUAAAA
This is a messenger RNA of Nerophis lumbriciformis (worm pipefish), 1674 nucleotides long. RefSeq names its product haloacid dehalogenase-like hydrolase domain containing 3 (gene hdhd3). The record is from RefSeq and is a predicted model, not a curated record. Lineage: Eukaryota; Metazoa; Chordata; Actinopteri; Syngnathiformes; Syngnathidae. Gene Ontology annotation, cellular component: nucleus.